Messenger RNA from Haemonchus placei, 438 nucleotides. The record is from the annotation of a GenBank genome assembly. Lineage: Eukaryota; Metazoa; Nematoda; Chromadorea; Rhabditida; Trichostrongylidae.
AGGGGUGGUAAACAACCUCUUCUCCCACCCGGGAGGACCCUAGCCCAACGAAUACACGCUGUCCCUACGCCGACCUGUGCCACUCAAGCCGACGCAGAUCCAAAUAAGAACGAAGACGGUACCUAUACUACGGACGUAUGGCCGAAGUAUAAUGGGCAAUUAAUGGAAUACAUGAACAUGACUAUUGAAUCGGCAUAUCCAAAUUCACGACGAACCGGUCAUGGACCACGACGAAAACAAUGCGCAUUUUGGAAAGCAUACCUACCUAAUCUCAUGACGGCCGUUGCUGACGUUGGAGAUCCGUUCAUGCUUUGGAAACAGCAAAUGGACAAGUGGCAGAAUGAGUACAUCAUGGACUGGCAGUACCACUUUGAGCAGUACAAGAAAUAUCAGACCUUUCGUGACACAGAUUCCUAUUCAUGUAGCGGUGGCCCAUAA